AUGUUGGACUUUCUGCGCAAAAACAUGGGGAUGGAGAUUCCUCUAUUUCUGUAUAUGCUAACAAGUUUCCUGAAAUAUCCAGUUUUCCAAAAUUUAAUGUAUGAGAAGGUUUGCCUUGCACGUUAUGAUCAGGACUUCACAUUAUGCUCAAAUGUGUCAGCGUACUAUUCUGAUAAAACAAUUCAAGCUGAUGCGAAUCACUUCUACUUCUUGUCCUCCAUCGUGCUUGUUCUUCCAUCUCUCAUCUCUACGCUUGCAUUAGGGGCAGCCGCGGAUUUGUGGAGUAUCAAAGUCCCUCUGUUAAUACCGUUUCUUGGCCUUAUUCUAUGCACUACAAACUAUAUUAUUCAAACAGUAUAUAUGAGUCUAUCCGUUUAUAUGCUGCUAAUAAGUGAUGCCUUAUUCGGCAUCUGUGGUGGCUAUAUUUCUGUGAUAUCCACAACCCUUAGUUAUGGCGUAAAAACGACGUCGACUUCUCGCAGAAGUGUCAGGAUUGCAGGACUUGAAGGUGCUAUCGGUCUUGGUGGUACUGUGGGAUACGCCAUCUCUGGAACAGUAAGAGAAGCAUUUGGAUACUCCUACACGUUCUUGUUGAUGCUUGUUCUGCAAGUGUUUGCAUUCUUCUACAUCCUCAUAUGCGCCAAAGAUUCAGAUAAUGCUGAUGCUGGUGCAGAUGACGAUCGAGGAUUAAUCUUAUUAAUUGUCGAAGAAACAACAGCAGCAUUUGUGGAUUACUGGCAGCUUUUGGCGACCAAACGAAGAUUUCGUCUCCUUCUUGGUUUGAAUUUAUUUGCACUUGGAGUGGAACUGCUUAUAUUUGCAGGUUUGAUGGACAUUCAAUAUUCUUAUUUACGAUACAAGUUGGGCUGGGGAGACAAGGAGUAUGGAUGGUUCAGUGGAUUGCAGUAUGGAGUAACAACUGCAACU
Messenger RNA from Strongylus vulgaris, 927 nucleotides. The record is from the annotation of a GenBank genome assembly. NCBI's taxonomy places the organism in Eukaryota, Metazoa, Nematoda, Chromadorea, Rhabditida, Strongylidae.